Molecule: messenger RNA, 1425 nt
Organism: Mixia osmundae IAM 14324
Lineage: Eukaryota; Fungi; Basidiomycota; Mixiomycetes; Mixiales; Mixiaceae
Exons: 12
Coding region: 1-1425 (474 amino acids)
Molecular function (GO): hydrolase activity
Source: RefSeq, a predicted model, not a curated record
AUGCUGAUAGAUGCCACAGAGCACGAAGUGGAGACGCCUAGUGGGCCGAUGACGAUACAUGUCAUCAUGCCAAAACUGCCGGAACAUCCGAAUGCCCGUUAUCCUGGCGUUCUCGUAGCUUCCGAAAUAUACCAGGCAUGCUCGAGUAUUCGUACAGCUACGACGGCGCCGGUGCUUAGGUUUGCUCAAUCUAUUGCAGCACAAGGCUACGUCGUCGCAGCGCCAUGCUACUUCCACGAAUUUGAAGGCAGUGCCGCCAUUCCCUAUGAUGCCAAAGGCACAGACCGUGGCAAUGACUACAAAUAUCGCAAAGCGCUAAAGGCCUAUGACGAUGACAACACCGCGACGCUCGACUUGCUCGCCAAGCAUCCCAAUUGCAAUGGGCGUCUGGCCGCGACAGGAAUGUGCAUGGGCGGUCACGUCGCUUUCAGGGCCGCAUUCGACUCGCGCGUACUCGCCAGCGUUUGCUACUUCGCAACGGAUAUUCAUGACGAAGCGCUCUCCUCGACGGGCAGCGAUAGCUUAGUGCGCUCAAAGGAGAUCAAGGGCGAGCUUGCUAUGUUUUUUGGCGCCAAAGACACCCAUGUGCCUUUCGGAGGACGCACCAAGAUUCGCGAUACUCUUCAGCACCACGGAAUCACUGUGACAUUCUGCGAAUUUCAAGCGGCGCACGCUUACAUUCGAGAUGAGAUGUCAAAGGGUCGCUUUGACGGUGCUCUGGCAAAGGUCUGCUUCGAGAUGAUGAUGGAGCUUUUCAAUCGUACCGUAGCAAGGGACCUCGGUUCACCAUCGGGUGCGAAAGAGAAGAUAGAACAUGUGUUUGAGAUGCACAUAUGGCUGCUGUCGAUGCUAAGUCUGUCAGUCUAUGCUAACACAGCGAUCUUCAACUUUCUUGGGCCAGAGGAGCGCACGAAAGAUCUGCAUUCGGCAGUCAGACCAGUCUUGUUAGCUGCCACGACGACUUGGCAGCAACAGGAGCUAGGAGUGGCGCGAGAGUAUGAGCUGCGAAUUCCUUCGGCACCGACGUCGUCUUGGGCUGCCACGCAGUACCGAUUAUUCAGAGGCAACCGCUACACCUUGCGAGUGUCCUAUGCACCAGAAACGCCAGCAAAAUUCGUAUUCAACCUCACGCGAUGGAGCCCAGACAUGACAGUCGUCGAGAUUACACCGUACUCCGAAGCAGUCGCAGUACCCGGCAAAGAGCACCUUCUGAGCACACAUAUCGAGUACAUGCUCACUUUUGAGCUUCUCUUGUUCGGCCUGCUUCCGAUGACGAGCGUGAGACUAGUCAUCAGUAUCUUCGUUACGCUCCUUCUACUGAUCGUCUCGAGGGCGCCUGCGCGACUGCUGCGACUUCUCAAGAUACUUAGCGGCUCAGACGCAAACAUUGAUAGACUGCUUGUAGCCAGCAAGAGAUCGCAGUAG